AUGGAUUUGACUCAAGGAAGCCAAUUGGUGAUGAUAUGUGAGAGGAAGUUUGAGGAACUAUCUAGGUACGCACCACACAUGGUAGGUACUAAGGAGAUGAAGGCUCGACAGUUCAAGCAAGGUACUAAGAGUAUCUCUCCCAUGCAACUGAAGACAUAUGCUAAAGUGGUCCACAAAUCUCAGAUUUAUGAGGCCAUGGAGAAGAAUGCAACAAAAGAUGAAGAAGUUGAACCAAAGAAAAAGUUCAAGAAGAGUUUUGCUGCCCCUACAACAAACAAAGGCAAUUGGAAGAAAGUCCACAAGAAGAAGCCCCAAUUGACUGCAAGAAGUAUGGAUCAGCUAGAGCGGAACCCACAAGGAGGUCAAGCCAAUCAAAAUGCCCAAAAUAGGAGAGACACUCAAGGCAACCAGAAGCCAAGAGCCUCUAGAAGGGUUUUCGCAAUGACUCAGAAGGAUGCAAAGGCAUCUCCCUCUGUUGUGGCAGGUAUGCUGAAAUUUUUUGGAAUACCUGCUUAUUUGUGUGUGUCUACACCAUUUGGAGGAAUGAUAGAGACAGAAUUAGUUUGUGAAUCAUGUGAUGUAGAGAUUAUGGAUAGAAAAUUGACUACAUAUUUAAUUCUGUUAGAAAUGAAAGAUUUCGAUGUCAUACUUGGGAUGGAUUGGCUAGCAGCAUGUCAUGCUAGUGUUCUCUGUUUUGAGAAGAGGAUGGUUAUGAGACCUGUGAAGGAACCAGAAUUUAAAUUGUUUGAGAUGAUGAUAAUAACUCCACCGUAA
Messenger RNA from Telopea speciosissima, 774 nucleotides. RefSeq lists its product as uncharacterized. The record is from RefSeq and is a predicted model, not a curated record. The transcript is spliced from 4 exons. Lineage: Eukaryota; Viridiplantae; Streptophyta; Magnoliopsida; Proteales; Proteaceae. Bases 1 to 774 code for a protein of 257 amino acids.